AUGACAGCGAAGACUCCCGACAUCCCAUCCUAUAGCCAGAUAGCCUGUGUUGGGGCUGGCUUGUCAGCCGUAGCCCUAGGAGCAACGCUAAAGAGAUGGUACAACCUUGAAGACAUCCGCUUCUUCGAACGGCAUCCCACGAGUGGUGGAACGUGGUACAUCAACACAUAUCCAGGAUGCGGCUGCGAUGUGCCUAGCGCAUUGUAUAGCUUUUCCUUUGCUCUGAACCCAAACUGGACUAGGCUUAUGCCUUCGAACACGGAGAUCAAAGAGUAUGUUGACAACGUGGUUGACACAUACAAUCUUCGUCGAGCGAUGACCUUUGGCACGGAAGUAGUCCGUAGUGUGUGGCGGGAAGACGCAAAUCGCUGGAUUCUAUACCUACGUGAACUGGAAACGGGACGCGAAUAUACGCACGAGUGCCAGAUCCUCUUUGCAGCCACUGGACAGCUUGUCGAGCCGCGACCAUGUGAUAUCCCCGGUGCCGCAGACUUCGGCGGGAGUAUAUUCCAUUCGGCGCGGUGGGAUCAUAGCGUGGAUCUCGAAGGGAAGAAUGUCGUUGUUAUUGGCAAUGGCUGCACUGCUGCCCAGAUCGUCCCAGCUUUGGUCAACGAGGGAAAGAUCAAAUCCCUCACACAAAUCGUUCGAACGAAGCAUUGGAUCUUUCCGGUUCCAAACUUCUCCUAUCCUCGGCUUCUGCAAUGGAUCUUCCGCUACGUUCCUUUGGCCAUGAAGCUGCACCGAUUUCACAUAUUCUUGCUUGCUGAAAAUGACUUUCGCUUAUUUCCGAUGACGAAGGGAGCAGCCAGACUUCGAGAGAAACGGCGAAUCAAAGUAGAGAAAUACAUGCGAGAGGCAGGUCCAAAGAAAUACCACGAUCUCCUGAUUCCGGACUUUGAUGUAGGAUGCAAGAGACGAAUCUUCGACCCUGGCUACCUCGAAAGCCUACAUAGUGACAAAGUCCUCCUGACCGACGCGAAGAUUGAUAGAUUUACCGCAGAAGGUCUUGAGACUGACAAAGGCUUCAUUCAGGCGGACGUGAUUGUUCUCGCGACAGGCUUCAGGACUAACAAAUUCAUUCCAUACAUGGAUGUGGUCGGGCAAAACGGCGAGAGUGUGUCACAGCACUGGACUAAGUACGACGGCCCAGCUGCCUACAACUGCUCGGUUCUUAGUGGCUUUCCCAACUUUUUUAUGCUCCUCGGACCUAAUGCUGCCACCGGACACACAUCAGCUAUGUUGGCCGCUGAGAACUCGAUUAACUACGCUCUUCGCGUUCUAAAGCCCGUUCUAGACGGUGAUGCCUCAUCAGUAGAGCUAAAGCCCAAGGCCGAGCACGACUACGUCUACUGGGUGCAAGACGCAUUGAAUAAACGCGUUUGGAACGCGGGCUGCGUAUCAUGGUACCUCAACGACAAGAGAUGGAACUCCAUGUCGUAUCCGUGGACCCAAGGUCACUACUGGUGGAGGAGUCUAUUUCCCACAUGGUCUGAUUGGCAUAUUAAGAAGACUAUAAAGCCAUCGGGACGAAGAUUCUCUAAGGCUUUAUUCCUUGCACUUUGUAUUGGGAUUUUGGGGGUAGCUCGGCUUGGUUACUUUGGAAACCUGUCUCCAGAAAUUGUUAAAACCUACUUGGCCAGUGUACAAUCCAUCAUAUUGGCCAAGUAA
This is a messenger RNA of Aspergillus piperis CBS 112811, 1668 nucleotides long. RefSeq names its product flavin-containing monooxygenase. Bases 1 to 1668 code for a protein of 555 amino acids. NCBI's taxonomy places the organism in Eukaryota, Fungi, Ascomycota, Eurotiomycetes, Eurotiales, Aspergillaceae. The record is from RefSeq and is a predicted model, not a curated record. The transcript has 7 exons.